Fonsecaea erecta is the source of this 1383-nucleotide messenger RNA. RefSeq lists its product as hypothetical. The coding region runs from base 1 to 1383 and encodes 460 amino acids. The transcript is spliced from 4 exons. Lineage: Eukaryota; Fungi; Ascomycota; Eurotiomycetes; Chaetothyriales; Herpotrichiellaceae. The record is from RefSeq and is a predicted model, not a curated record. Gene Ontology annotation, molecular function: acyltransferase activity, transferring groups other than amino-acyl groups.
AUGUCCUUCCAACAGAACGCAUAUGUGCUCGGCGUGGGUCUGACACAGUUCAUCAAGCCCCGCCAAUUACGUCCAUAUCCAGAAUUGGGCCUCGAGGCUGGCACCAAAGCGCUCUUGGACGCCCAUAUCACAUACGACGACGUGCAGACCGGCGUGGCGUGCUAUUGCUAUGGCGACACCACAUCGGGCCAGCGUAUCUUCUACCAGUUCGGCAUGACCAACAUCCCUAUCUACAACACCAACAACGCCUGUGCCACGGGGUCGACAGGUCUGCAGCUCGCGCGGACGCUGGUCCGGGGCGGCAUCGUGGACGUCGUCAUGGUGAUCGGGUUCGAGACCAUGCAGCCCGGCUCCAUCAAGAGUAUCUGGGACGACAGACCGAGUCCCAUGGGCUUGGGCACCCGGCUGAUGGAGGAGACGAGGGGCAAGCACGACACGCCGAGAAACGCCCAGUUCUUUGCCAACGCUGGCAGAGAAUACAUGGAGAAAUAUGGCGCCUCUGCCCGUGACUUUGCCGAGAUCGCCCGGAUCUCGCACGAACACUCGUCGCGAAAUCCCUAUGCCCAGUUCCAGAACGUCUACACGCUCGACGAGAUCGAAAAGUCGCCUAUGAUCCACUAUCCCCUGACCAAACUCCAGUGCUCACCCACCUCCGAUGGCGCGGGCGCUGCGGUCAUCGUGUCCCAGCGCUUCCUCGAGUCUCGGCCCGAGCUCAAGGCCCACGCGAUCCUGAUGGCCGGGCAAUCGCUCAUGACGGAUUCGCCAGCUCUCUUCUCGCGCUCCGCGAUGGACCUCGUGGGCUUCGACAUGACAAAACGCGCGGCCAAGGCGGCGCUCCAGGAGGCAGGCGUAUCCGCCCGGGACAUCAAGGUGUGCGAGGUGCACGACUGCUUCUCCGCCAACGAACUCAUCCUGCUCGAGGGCCUGGGGUUCUGCGACCAAGGGAAAGCCCACCUCAUGGUGAGGAACGGGGACAUCACGUACGGGGGCAAAGGCCCCGUUGUGAACCCCUCUGGAGGAUUGAUUUCCAAGGGCCAUCCUCUCGGGGCGACCGGCCUCGCCCAAUGCGCCGAGCUGACGUGGCAGUUGCGCGGCUGGGCCAACAACGGCCGACUGGUCAAGGACAUCGACGUGGCGCUGCAGCACAACCUGGGCCUGGGCGGCGCUGUGGUGGUCACGGUGUACAAGCGCGCCGACGGACGCAAGAACACGGAUGUCACGGAGAGCGACGCCCAAAUCGCCCUGGAGAGUGGCGUCGGCUACAACCCGGCCGUGGAGGCUCGGGGCGUCACCCUUGGCGACUUCAACAAGAUCAAGAGCAGGAAGGCGCCCUGCGAAUACGCCCUGGGCGAGACGGCCGAGAAGCUACAGGCCAGGCUGUGA